UUAGGUUAAAUCGGUUCUUGGGGAGAAGCACGCAAGCGCCUGGCCCCCACAGCGCGGCAGACAAGAUUUCACAUCAAUCAAUGCAUCUCCUCCUCCAGCCCGCAAUGCCGCCCCCAACAAUCGUCCGGAAAGAAGAAAGAAAGGAAGAACAAAGCUUUAUCCUCGGCAUAGCGCGCACCACUUUACCCUUUUUUCUAUCCCGGGGGAGUUAAGCAGUACAUUGGCCCCUACUUGAUUGAUCGAUCCAAUUUUCUUCUCCAGGCAAAAUGGAUGGAAUCUAGAUUGCUGGAGCGUAGCACCGAGCGGUGAUUGUUGUCGCCCAAAUUCCCAACUUGGGCAGCCAGCCAGGAAUCCCAGCAGCUCCAAUUGCGCUGCUCGACAGCUCUUAUCUCACUCUUUUUGCCCAUUCCUCUCAAAAGAGAAAAGUGAAAAAAGAGAGCCCGGAUAAAGGAGAGCUCCCGGUUGGCUGCGCUGCUUGCAAGUGGAGAAUCUCAGAAGUUUCUGCCAUAUCGGCAGCUUCCUUACCGGAAUUUGGAUUGACACACAAUCCAUCCAUCCAGAUUUCACUGGAACAAUGCCAAUCAAUCAAUCGACCUCUCUCAGGAUCUCCCAAUUCGAAAAUUUGCCGUCGCGACCCAAGAGCAGCAAUUGCGAAAGGGGACGAGAGAGGUGAAUCUCUCGUUUGUUUUUCUUUCUACCCUCUUCGAUUCUUUCCUCGAUUCGCUCCAGGAGAAGAUCGCCCGAGCACUCUGUUUUUGUACUCGAUGUGUUCUUUCUUCCCCCUUUUCGUUUCGCGCAAACUGUGCCAAGCCGCGAUUUUGGGCCAUAAAGACGCCGUCUUAGCGAUUGAUGGUACGCACUGCAUUGAUUGAUUUCCAGUCUCUCUCUUUUUUCUUUUGCGCCUCUCCCCCAAAAUUUCCCCUUUUUCCCACCAUAGCUGGGAAGAACAGCCAGUACGAACGAACACCAACAAGAACGAACAGAGCUUUUGUUUUCUUUCGGAUUCUUUUCUCCUUUAAAAAAAAAAACUCUCUUUCUCCUCUUUUCAGGCCAAUAUAUUUUAUUUGUUUUCUUCUUUUUUUUCUUGCUUGGCUAGAGCUAUAGGUGUAGACCUGACUUCUCCCUGUGUGCUCUUCCUCUCCUCUCUCGCAAGAAACUCCAGAAAUUCAUGAGGAACGAGACAACAGUGGCAACAGCGACGCCAUCGCCAUCUCCUGCUGCUCCUGCGCCUCGGCCGUUUUACUACUCCUAAUCCAAUUCCGAUCGAUCCAUUCCAAUUCCACUCCUCCUAAAGAACGAAGAAAAAAACUAGUUUUUGCGAGAUCUUAUAGAACCCAAUGGAGAGUGUUGCGAGAGUAAUCUAGUCCCAGGAGAGAAUUCUUAGCGAGGAAGAAGAAAAGGAGUUCUUCUUCGUGCGCUAGAACUCUCUCUCUCUCUCUCUCUCUCUCUGUGGCUCGCUCGCUCGCUCGCUCGCCCAAAUCCUCCAUCCAUGCUUUCUUUCCUCCUCUCUUUCUUGCCGGGCGAAUCGAAAACGCCCUCGCUCGCGGGGGCUCUCGCGUGUGGAUUUUUCGUGAUUGGGAGUUUCCAAAAGAGAUCGUCCAGUUCUCGCCAUUGGCGCCCUAAAUUUCAGUAGGAGAGAGUGCGAGAGCUCUCUGCGAUCGUCUUGUGGGUCGAUGUCAAAUGCCCGGAUCCACUCUCUUUCCUUGCAUUCCCGGGCUUGUUCUUGAGAUGGGAGUGUUGGGUCUUCUUCUUCUCCUCACGAGCUCCGUCCGAUAGACAGACAAAGAUCACCGCACCCUUUGCUCGUGUUCUUCUUUCUCUCUCUUGUUCUUGUGGGAGGACAAAGAUGGUGGGCGUGGACAAGACUGGGAUCGCAAUGCCGCAAGCCAAGGAUUUGGGCAAAUUCCCAGCGGGUCUCCGAGUCUUGGCCGUGGACGAUGAUCCAACUUGUCUCAGGAUCCUCGCGCAGAUGCUCCGAAAAUGCUCCUACGAAGUUACCAUGUGUACGAGAGCCACCGAAGCGCUGUCGUUACUCCGCGAGAACAAGGACAGAUUCGACUUGAUGAUCAGCGAUGUCUUCAUGCCGGACAUGGACGGCUUCAAACUCCUGGAGUACGUUGGCUUGGAGAUGGACCUCCCGGUGAUCAUGACGUCCUCGAACGGAGAAACCGGCAUUGUGAUGAAGGGUGUCAUCCACGGGGCCUGCGAUUACCUCAUCAAGCCGGUCAGGACGGAGGAGCUCCGGAACAUCUGGCAGCAUGUCGUCCGGAAGAAACGCAACGAAGCUCGGGACGUGGAGGCCUCUGGCAGCGUCGAAGAUGGCGGCGAGAGAAAUCACCACCACCAUCACCAGCAGCAGCAGCAUCACUCCUCCCAGCAGCAAAGGCGAGCCUCGACCAUCGACGAGGGAGAGUUUAACUCCGAUGGUGGCGGCGGUGGCGAUCCAAACUGGAAGCUGGCCAAGCGGAGGAAAGACGAUGGCGACGAGACCGCUGAGCAUGACAACGAUGACUCUUCCACGUUGAAGAAGCAGCGCGUCGUCUGGUCGGUGGAGCUCCACCAGCAGUUUGUCAAUGCCGUGAACCAGCUCGGGAUUGAUAAAGCUGUGCCGAAGAAGAUUCUGGAGAGUAUGAGCGUCCAUGGCCUCACUCGCGAGAACGUUGCCAGCCAUCUCCAGAAGUACCGGCUCUACUUGAGGAGGCUGAGUGGUGUCCAGCCUCAAGGCUCUGGAGCAAACGGCCACGCCGUCACCUUUUGCUCGCCUGCGGACGCUUCCUUUGCAGCUCUCAACGCGCUCGGCGAAAUGAGAACACUACCACCCUCGGCACAGUUCCAAAACUCGUCCCCCACUGCGCUCGCAUCUAUCCAAGGCAACCUCGGAAGAACAGGGGCAGCAGCACCAGCAGCAACUUUGGUGGAUCACUCGGUGUUGAUGCAGCUGUCGGGAGCGUCGCCGGUUGCGUCUCAAGGUGGAUGUAGAUACUUCAGUAGCCGGCCCCAAGCAGCGGCCGCCACCACCGUCGUCCCACCGCCGCUCAUGAGCAUUCCAAGCCGGGUGUCCCUGGAUGGCUUGGAACAGGUCUCUCCAAGGAGUCCGGUGGACGAGUUUGCUCUGCACCAGUACGCCUUGGCUAACUCCUCCAAUCGCAGUAACAGCAGUAGUUUGAUGAUCCAGCAGCAGCAAAACGGCGAUCGUCCGUUUGUGACUUCUCCGUCCGCUUCUUCUUAUAGCUCGGACCACCGCCACCACCAUGCUCUUCCUUUCUUCGCCAAGAGCAGCGAGCAACUCGGCGGUGGAUUGCUUAACUUUCAGCAGCAGCAGCAAACUUGUAGUGCCAGUAGUCGCGGCUUUGGAUCGAGGAUGGCCAGCUUGAGCUUGCAGGGUCAGCACGAUGGAUCCGUCUUUGGAGUCUUGCCAGCCAGAUUCGCAGCGGAGCCAGGAACCAGCAGGCCUUACGUUGCUACCGCUGCCAGUGACCAUCGUUUCACGGACCAGGCGAUGGUGGUGGAUCCUGUAAAGGUUGAGGGUGGUAGCGGUAGCGCUAACCAGGAUGAUCUCUUCAGCAUAUUUUUGAAGCAGGCGAGCUGAGAGCGCGAUCGUCCGAAUGUGUAUGUAAUAAACAAGGAAGAGUUUGCCAGAAAAAAAUGUUGUUAUAUUUAUAGAAGCGAGAUAGUGAACUUGCUUAGCUUUACUUCGGCUGCUUCUUGCUUGUCUUUGAGGUGCUCGAGGAGUCGUCCAAUCUGUGAAAUGCAAAUCGUUUAGUAUUCCAAAUGA
Selaginella moellendorffii is the source of this 3775-nucleotide messenger RNA. Its product is annotated as two-component response regulator ARR1. Gene Ontology annotation, molecular function: DNA binding. The transcript has 5 exons. The record is from RefSeq and is a predicted model, not a curated record. Gene Ontology annotation, biological process: cytokinin-activated signaling pathway; phosphorelay signal transduction system. Bases 1847 to 3589 code for a protein of 580 amino acids. NCBI's taxonomy places the organism in Eukaryota, Viridiplantae, Streptophyta, Lycopodiopsida, Selaginellales, Selaginellaceae.